Heterostelium album PN500 is the source of this 2937-nucleotide messenger RNA. Its product is annotated as putative G-patch-containing protein. Lineage: Eukaryota; Evosea; Eumycetozoa; Acytosteliales; Acytosteliaceae. The coding region runs from base 1 to 2937 and encodes 978 amino acids. Gene Ontology annotation, biological process: mRNA processing. Gene Ontology annotation, cellular component: nucleus. Gene Ontology annotation, molecular function: RNA binding. The transcript is spliced from 3 exons. The record is from RefSeq and is a predicted model, not a curated record.
AUGAGUGGAAAGAGAUAUACUAAUAGUUAUAAUAGUAGUAAUAAUAAUAAUAAUGAAAAUAGUAGUAGCAGCUAUCAAAGAGGUAGUAGUACUUCAGGAUAUAUAACAUCUACUAAUAAGAGUAACAAUGUAAAUGAUAGUCUAAAUAAUAAUGGAUAUAAUAGUAGUGCAGGUAUAUUUGGUACACCUAUUGAAAAGAGUAAAGAUGAUUCAUCAUUAAAUAGUGCCAGUAGCAGUAGUAAAUCAAAGUAUUUACCAAUAUACAAACAAGAGGUUAAAGAUGAAAAAGGUAGAAAACGAUUCCAUGGUGCUUUCACUGGUGGAUUCUCUGCUGGUUUCUUUAACACCGUUGGGUCAAAGGAAGGUUUCACUCCGUCUACAUUCAAAUCUACCAGCCGUGAUAAAGCUAAUAUCAAACAAUUUACUGUACAUGAUUUUAUGGAUGAAGAAGAUAUAAGUAAUAUGACAAAAGAAAUAAAGACAAAACCAGAGUAUGAUAUAUUCGAAGGUACAUCUGCAUUGUUUAAGACAAAGAGUGAACAGAAUGAAUCAACUACAAAUACAUCAUCUGUUGCAACGAGUAUGUCACAAAGUUUAUUCGAGGGUGUAUUCAAGGAUAUUGUUGAACCAACAAAAGAUCCAAUUGGUUUGAGACUGCUAAAGAAGAUGGGAUGGAGAGAAGGUCAGACUCGUGUAAUAAAGAAGAUCUACAAGAAGAAGAAUCAACCAAAAGUGAAACUGCCGCCCAAGAAGAAGAUACAAACAACAACCAUCAUCGAUAAUGAUAGUAUGAUAUUUGGUAGUGACAAACAAGCAGAAGAGAAUGAAGAAGAGGAAAAUGAGGAGGAGGAGGAGGAAGAAGAAGAUCAAUUGGUACAUGUAGAAUAUGGAAAGGAAUACCCAAAGAUAAUCGAGUAUCAACCAAAGAACGAUUCAUAUGGUGUUGGUUUUCAGAUCACCGAUGAAAUGAGACAGAUGAGAGGUGAUAAUAAUAAUAGUAGCAUUGGUGGUGGUGGUAAUAUAGUUACAUUUGGAGGUGAUAGAUCUAAUAAUAUAGAUUCGGAUAUCUAUGAUACAGAUUCAAAGGAUCAAUAUGAUAGUUAUUUAGGUGGAAGGAGAAUACAAAGACAACAGCAACAGCAACAGCAGCAGUCACAAGUAUUGGAGUUUUUGAAACCAGAAGAUAGUUCAGCUAAUCUUAGAAGAUGUUCAGACGGUUCUGUUCCACUGAGGAAUUUCAUUGUGGCGUCACACACCUCUUUGGAAAUCAAGUGGUUCAAACCACCGAAAGUACCUGACAACUUCAACGUGCUACACAAGUACGACAAACCACUGGACCGUUCCAUCAUUGAACGACCUAUCUAUACAGUAAACAUCAACCCAACAAAACGAUCGGAAAUACUACAAGAGAAACAACUUGCAACUACAAAACCAAAGUUAAUUCAACAACAAUCUAAACAACCAAAUUUAAGUUCAUAUUUACAACAAUCUUAUGGAGUUAAUAACAAUAGUAAUAAUAAUAAUAAUAACAAUAGUAAUGCAAUUCAAAAUGAUGCUUUGAAAUCAUUACAACAAUCACUUGCAAGUAGAUUUGAAUCGGUUGAUGAUUACAAGUCUAGACCGAAACAAGAUAGUUUACAACAACAACAACAGCAAAAGACUGUAAAACAAAAGAGAGUAACUAGCGAUUGGUUCCCAGCGAGACUGUUGUGUCGUCGUUUCAAUAUAGAGAAUCCAUAUAAAGAUAGAGAGAAAGAGAUAGAGCAACAGCAACAAUUGGCCAAGAAGAAAGAUGUCGAUUGGAUAUCAAAGUUGAAUUUACAGAUAGAGUUUCCAUCGGGUGAUAUUAACAAUGCUGACGAUAUCGGUGGUGAUAUCAAUGGCGAUGGCAAUAGCAACGACGACAUCGAUAACGAAAACGAUAAUGACUACGAACCAGAUAUCAAUUCAAACUCGUCCGUCGAUACAAACAAUCCAGUUAUGGAAUUGAAAUACACUGAAGAGAAGAGACCACCAUUGGAUCUAUUCAAAUCAAUAUUUGAAAGUGACCAACUAGUCGACGACCAAACUGAAUCUGAAUAUGAUCCUUUCUCAUCAUUAUUGUCGAAUGAACCAGAAACUACAACUACCAUUAACAACAAUUAUAAUAACAAUAAUAAUAAUAACAACAAGAAAACCAACAUUAAUAAUAAUAAUAAUAGAAAUAAUAAUGAUAUAGGAUUACUACCUAUUAAUACAGAUUCUUUGCAGCAACAACACGAUAAUAGUAAUAAUAAUGAUGAAGAAGAUGAUGAUAGUGAUCCAUUUGCGUCAUUCUUAAAACAAGCUCAAAAAGAUUCAUCAAACACGCAAAUGAAACCGAUGACAACACCUUCUUCAAAUGCUCAUAAUAAUAAUAAUAAUAAUAAUAAUGUAACACAGGCAGUACAAUUCCCGCUACCACCUCCAGCUUUACCAACAACACCACCUACUACACAAAAAGAUAAUAGUUUACCUGAUAGUGGUGAACCACCACCUACCUAUUAUAAAGUAUUAGAUAUCAAACCAUAUCAUUUACAACAACAAUCAUCUUCAACAAAAACAACAAUACCAGAACCAAAUAAGAAAACAAAUGAAAGAGAUACACAAUCAAAUAAGAGAUCAGCAUCAUCGACAUUCACAGCACCAAAGUCAUCAAAGAAAGACAAUGAUCAACAAAAAUACAAAGAAAACGAAAAGUGGGUUGAGAAUAUCAAAUCAUAUCUAUCACAGUUUAGCGAUAGCUCUGAUAGCGAUAGUUCUAACAGUGACAGUAGUAGCGAUACAGAGCGAAGAGAAAGAAAAAGAAGAAGAAAAGAAAAAAAGAAAGAAAAGAAAGAGAGAAAACGUGAAAAGAAAGAAAAGAAAGAGAAAAAGAGGGAAAGAGAAAAAGAUAGAGAAAAAAGAAAAGAAAGAUAG